This is a messenger RNA of Spirometra erinaceieuropaei, 1614 nucleotides long. The record is from the annotation of a GenBank genome assembly. NCBI's taxonomy places the organism in Eukaryota, Metazoa, Platyhelminthes, Cestoda, Diphyllobothriidea, Diphyllobothriidae.
AUGAGGUCUCUCACCUCGGACUCGACCACGACCGUCUGUUCAGCGGCUCAGUUCCUGGAGCGGCUCAAAGGGAUGCGGCUAAACGAAGAUGAGGUCAUGGUGUCAUUCGACGUCACCUCUCUCUUCACUUCGAUCCCGCAAUGGCUAGCAGUCGAAACGGUUGGCGAACUGCUCGAAAGAAAGUACGACGAGACGGGCGAAAGCGUGAGACGGAGACAUCUCAUUCAACUGUUAAAGUUCUGCCGGAAGACGUUCUUUACGUUCGAAGGGAGAGUAUAUGAACAGAUCAAGGGGACACCGAUGGGAUCCCCGCUUUCGGGCUUCAUAGCAGAAGCAGUUCUACAAAAAGUGGAGACCGCAGUUUUUGAGAUCUACAGGCCAACAUUUUGGGCUCGGUAUGUCGAUGAUACCUUUGUCAUCAUCAAGCGGGAGAUGGUUCAAGAAUUUCACAAUGCCCUGAAUUCUGUCUCCCCUGAUAUCCAGUUCACAAUGGAGGCGGAAAGCAAUAAACAACUGCCGUUCCUGGACGUACUGCUUCAUCGGAAACCAAGUGGCCACCUAAAAACAACGGUGUAUAGGAAAGCCACCAAUACAGGCCAAAUCCUCAGCUACCACAGCAAGCACCCGUUAUCCCACAAACGCAGCUGUGUACGAACACUGUACAAAAGGGCAGAAACACACUGCAGCGAGCCAGACGACAAAAGGUUAGAAUUACGCAACCUCCAACGCCUCUUCAUGGCGAACGGCUAUCCUCGUAACUUCAUAGAACGCAACAGGCAGCCUGGUCCAGGCCGAAGCUCGGUGACAGAACGGCCAAAAAUCUGGCGGGCGCUUCCUUACAUUGACGGCGUCUCUGAGGCGGUCUCCCGUCUGCUAAGACCACUGGGGAUUGGCAUUGCCCAUCGGCCAGAGUCAACAAUUCGAAAUCUGGUCAUGAGACCUAAGACCCCCCUGCCACGCGGCGAAACAACGAACGUCAUUUAUCGGAUCCAGUGCAGUUCCUGUGAUAUGAACUAUAUUGGAGAGACCGGCAAAAGACUGCACACCCGUGUUGCAGAGCACAUGAGGGCAGUUAGGCGGAUGGACCCGUUGUCUCUAGUGGCAGAACACUGCGCAAACUCUGGACACACGUUCGCCUUCCAGAAUGCUGAAAUCCUGGGCCGGGGAAAUGACCGCAUCACGAGGGAAACAAUCGAGGCCUGGCACACUGGCGCGAACUCCAUCAACCGCAGCGUAGCGCUUCCUGAGGCUUACCAAGCCCUCCGGACGCAGCUUAGUGAACAGAAGAGCAGAGUCAGGCUGCGACAAGACAGAAACCCAAGUACGGCCGAGUCCAUGGGGGCCACACGCGCAGCUGUACUUCAACCUGAAUCUGACGAAGGUGCGAUCGUCACUACAGCCGGGUCGUCCACUUAUCUGGCAGGUGUGAGGACGAACGAUCGCAGUAACGCCAAGGGACCCGAUGAAGGUGCUAUCAUCGCUGCCACUCAUGCGGCAGGUGAGAACACAAGUGACUGCAGGGUGACAAAGAAGAUUGCCAGCCUAGGACGAGAGCUAAGGUCAAUGCAAACACGUGCGAUGACAGCUAGCGUCCAAACGACAGCUCCCGAAUAG